AUGGAUUUCGAGGCCCUGAAGGAUCAAUGGAGUGAUGUGGAGGACCGCGAUGGCAUCCGUCUGAGUUGGAACACUUUCCCGAGCUCUCGUAUGGAAGCCUCGCGCCUGGUCGUCCCCAUUGCUGCCGUCUAUACACCUCUCAAGGAGAAACCCGAUUCCCCAUUGCUCCAAUAUGAGCCAGUGACUUGUAAACAACCCUGUCGGGCUGUUCUCAACCCAUAUGCCACCGUCGACAUCCGCGCACGUAUCUGGAUCUGUCCUUUCUGUCUCAUGCGCAACCCCCUUCCACCCCAUUAUAAGGAUAUCACAGAGAACACAAUACCCCCCGAGCUUCACCCUCAGAGUACCACGAUCGAGUACCAAUUGGCACGCCCGGCCCCAGCACCUCCGAUCUUCCUCUAUGUUGUCGAUACCUGCCAGGAGGAUGACAGUCUCCAGGCGCUCAAGGACUCUCUCAUCAUGAGCUUGUCUCUUCUGCCGCCCAAUGCGCUGGUCGGUCUGGUUACAUACGGAACCAUGGCUCAAGUACACGAACUUGGCUACACUGAGUGCGCCAAGUCCUAUGUUUUCCGAGGAAACAAGGACUAUACCGCCAAGCAGGUGCAGGAAAUGCUGGGUCUCGCUCAUGGUAUCCGCCCAGGUGUCCCUCAGCAACAACCAGCUCGCCCCCCUCUUCCUCCGGCCGCGCGAUUCCUCCUUCCCGUUCAGCAGGCCGAGUUCCAAAUCACCAGCAUUCUCGAACAAUUGCAGCAUGAUCCUUGGCCCGUUGCAAAUGACAAGCGUCCCCUGCGCUGCACUGGUGUCGCUCUUAGUGUUGCGGUUGGUCUGUUGGAGAGCUCCUUCCAAAAUGCUGGUGCCCGUAUCAUGAACUUUGUUAGUGGUGCCGCUACUGAAGGACCCGGUCACGUCGUUUCACCUGAAUUGAAGGAGCCUAUUCGUUCACACCACGAUAUUGACCGCGAUAACAUUAAGUACUACAAGAAGGCUGUCAAGUUCUACGACGCCCUCGCCAAGCGCGCUGCCAACAACGGACACAUUGUCGACAUUUUCGCUGGGUGUCUUGAUCAAGUUGGUCUUCUGGAAAUGAAGAACCUGUCCAAUUACACCGGUGGUCACAUGCUUUUGACAGACAGUUUCACCUCCUCUCAGUUCAAACAAUCUUUUGUUCGAGUAUUUGACAAGGAUGCCAAUGAUAACCUUCUCAUGGGCUUCAAUGCCUCACUAGAGGUCCUCACAACUAAGGAAUUGAAGGUUACUGGUCUGAUUGGUCAUGCCAUCUCUCUUAAUAAGAAAUCGAGCUCUGUCGGCGAGACUGAGUGUGGUAUUGGAAACACUUGUGCCUGGAAGAUGUGCAGUAUCGACCCAUCUUCAAGUUACGGUGUUUACUUUGAGAUUGCCAACCAGGGUGGCCCGGCUGCUGCUCAACCCGGUCCUCAAAGAGGUAUGAUGCAGUUUUUGACAUACUACCAACACUCCUCUGGGCAUUACCACCUACGUGUGACUACUACUGCUCGGCCUCUGAGCGGACCUGCCGGUGACCCGACAUUGGCACAGUCCUUUGACCAGGAAGCUGCCGCGGUUCUCAUGGCCAGAAUUGCUGUUUUCAAAGCUGAAGUGGACGAUGGCCCAGAUGUCCUCCGCUGGGUGGACCGCAUGCUGAUCAGGCUCUGUUCACGCUUUGCCGACUACCGGAAAGAUGACCCAACAUCGUUCCGAUUGGAAAAGAACUUCACUCUCUAUCCCCAGUUUAUGUUCCAUUUGCGACGAAGUCAAUUCUUGCAAGUCUUCAACAACUCCCCCGACGAGACCGCAUUCUACCGCCAUGUCUUGAACCACGAGGAUGCUGGCGACUCACUUGUCAUGAUUCAGCCUACCCUGGAUUCCUAUUCCUUGGAGGCUGAGGGAAGUGAAGCUGUACUGCUGGAUUCUGCAUCCAUUCAGCCACAGCACAUUCUUCUACUUGACACAUUCUUCCAUAUUCUCAUCUUCCACGGUGAGACCAUUGCCGAAUGGCGCAAAGCUGGCUACCAUGAGCAAGAGGGAUACGAGAACCUCAAGGCUCUUCUGGAGCAGCCAAAGGAAGAUGCUAGGGAACUCAUUGCCGACCGUUUCCCUCUUCCUCGAUUUAUUGUCUGUGAUGCCGGUGGCUCUCAAGCUCGUUUCCUUCUAUCCAAGCUGAACCCAUCGACCACUCACACCACCGGAGGCUAUGGUGGCGGUGUGUCGUCCCAAACAAUUUUCACCGACGAUGUCUCCUUACAGACAUUCAUGGAUCACCUGAUGAAACUCGCCGUAUCCGGUACCAGCUAA
Molecule: messenger RNA, 2310 nt
Organism: Penicillium angulare
Lineage: Eukaryota; Fungi; Ascomycota; Eurotiomycetes; Eurotiales; Aspergillaceae
Gene: sec23
Product: GTPase-activating protein SEC23
Exons: 7
Coding region: 1-2310 (769 amino acids)
Biological process (GO): endoplasmic reticulum to Golgi vesicle-mediated transport; COPII-coated vesicle cargo loading; intracellular protein transport
Cellular component (GO): endoplasmic reticulum exit site; COPII vesicle coat
Molecular function (GO): zinc ion binding; GTPase activator activity
Source: RefSeq, a predicted model, not a curated record